This is a messenger RNA of Porites lobata, 1342 nucleotides long. The record is from the annotation of a GenBank genome assembly. NCBI's taxonomy places the organism in Eukaryota, Metazoa, Cnidaria, Anthozoa, Scleractinia, Poritidae.
AUGGAACCCAUGGAGUUGUGUGACGCUGUUUUUACCCCGGCUCAACUAGCGGCGAUCCAGGACACCGUUUCGUCGACUGUUCAAGCAGUGUUUCAAUCGCUGCCCCACACAACGACGUUAUCCCGCCUGCUCCCGCGUUUUCCAGCACACCAAGUCCUCGUGUUCCUUCUGUGGUCUCUCCGAACGGCCUCAAUCGUCCCUUGGACAAGACACUCGAGGAUAAAAUACUCCGCGGUGAGUACGUUGAUUUCUCUUUGCUUUUGCCAGAAACACUGUACCAGACCCAGACCCCGCCCUCCAAUUGCGUUACGAGGACUCGCCCCAGGCUCCUUGGGCUCCCCGCUUACUGUUGUUAAGCGCAAGAAACCAGUUGUAGACUCUUUUCAAAAAUGGUUGGACGCGUUUAUGGCUUACAUGCUGGUAAUCGUCACGGCCUACCCCAACCGGGCGGUGGAGCUCAUAAAGUAUCAGCAGAUCAUUAGCCGCGCAGUAACUAAGUUCAAGGGCUUAGCGUGGUACACAUACGACGAGCACUUUAGACGCCGCGCAGCUCGCGAUCUUACCAUCGCAUGGGAUAGGAUAGAUAUCGAACUUUGGACGGUGACCUUUACGGGUACCGCUAAGCCCCAUUGUUCUAUAUGCUCUAGCCCGUACCAUCAAUCUGAUGACUGCCCCCACCAGGAACCCAGCAAAAAGCCUCGCCGGUCUGCCCUCGUUUGCUUCGAUUACAACAAACCCUCAGGGUGUCAGCGACGUACCUGUCACUUCCCCCACAAUUGCCGCCGCUGUGGAUCCAGCAGUCACGCACUCUUCAAUUGCCCCAGCUCCAGACAGCAUGCCACAGGCACCAAAUCAGCAACCCCGGGCGAUCGCAGCAAAAAAUAAAGUGGAACAGUGCCAGCGGAAGCAGAGACCAACAGUGUCCACCCCUCUCGAUGUAGAUAAAUUAGCGUUUGAAUUAGUUAAUCACCCUAAUCGAUCUUUUGUUGAUAACUUAGUUAAUGCCCUCAGGUACGGGACUCGUAUCGGUUACCUUGGUCCCCAAAAAUUCCGGGUAUCCAAUAACUUGAUCUCCGCUUCCCAACACCCCGAGGUUAUUUCCGCGAAUUUAAGUAAGGAAAUGUCGUUGGGUAGAGUUGCAGGCCCCUUUCUCUCGCCCCCACUCCCCAAUUUCCAGUGCCACCCUAUCGGCGUGGUGCCAAAAAAGCACUCCACGGAAUGGCGCACUAUCUAUCACCUAUCCUAUCCCCCGGGUGACAGCGUAAAUGAUCAUAUUCCAAAAGACCCUUAUUCUCUUCAGUAUGUACGGGUAGACGACGCAAUAAGCAUUCUGAAGUCCUAG